AUGCCAUAUCUUACAUCGUUCUGGGAAAAGCUUAAAACUUUGCCCCCCUUUACAACGUCUCAUCCUCAGACGACUCUAGACAACAAAAAACCUCAGGCUAUAUCAUUUUGUUCUACGGUACACCAUACAAACAAGACGAACAAGAAUGACAAGUUUGCUCAGGCUAAAAAACGUGCUACCCAACGUCGCCAUGCCCGUGAACUCCAAGACAGUUUCAUAUCUGUAGGCCUUAUACCUCCUCGCAAACCAAAGGCAUCAAAACGUCCUCCAAUCUCCCGACCCCCAUCAGUUGCAGAACCAUGGUGGAAGAAGGAGGAAAAGAGCUAUUUGGCAAUGUCGAACAAUAAGUCUGUGCUACUUCUUGGUUCGGGAAAAACAAAGAUUCAUCUUGAGCAUUUAUAA
Messenger RNA from Psilocybe cubensis, 402 nucleotides. RefSeq lists its product as uncharacterized. NCBI's taxonomy places the organism in Eukaryota, Fungi, Basidiomycota, Agaricomycetes, Agaricales, Agrocybaceae. The coding region runs from base 1 to 402 and encodes 133 amino acids. The transcript is spliced from 2 exons. The record is from RefSeq and is a predicted model, not a curated record.